AUGACAAUCUGUUUUGCAGCAGCACUUCAAGGAUUUAAAGAUGGAUGUAGAGCAGUAAUUGGGUUGGAUGCUUGCCAUCUUACUGGCAAGCAUGGUGGUGUGCUAAUGGCUGCAACAACACUAGAUGCACAAAAUGGUUUAGUACCAUUAGGGAUUAUGGUUUGCAGGGCUGAGACCAUAGAUAAUUGGACCCUGUUUCUCCAACAUUGGGCUCCACAUAUCACUGAUCAUAAGUGUCCAGUUACAUUCAUAUCUUAUAGGCAAAGGGAUUACAUGAAGUUGUGCCUGCACUGUUUGGAAAAACUUCUCAUAGAUAUUGUUAUAGGUAAUGAAAACAUGGAACUUUUGAAGAAUGAAAAUGAGGAAGCUUUUAUGUACCUUAUGAGGGAAAAUUCUGAAUCUUGGUCAAGGGAUUUUUUUGAUAGCACAAGAAUGAUGUAUGGAAAAUUAGUCAUGGGCUUGUUUUAUAAGAGGAGGAAUGAAUGUGCAGGGUGGACAGAUGGGCAGUUGGUUCCCACUACAGUUACGUUAAUUGAGAAGAUGAUGAAAUUAGCUGGUAAGUUCAAGACAGUUGGAUGUGUGGCAGGAAAGAUAUAUUCAGUAACUAACAGGGACACAAAUAAAAUGCUUACUGUUAAUAUUAUUAAUCAAGUAUGCAGUUGUGAGCAGUGGCAUAUGAGAGGAUUUCGCUGCCAACAUGCAGUUUGUGCUUUGAAGACAAUUAGUGCUGAUUGGCCAAAAUAUUGCAGUCCUUACUUUAGAGUGGAAUCAUAUAGAUCCACAUAUGCACCAGUGGUACAUCCUUUAGAUGACCCAAAGGACUGGGUAAAGGUAGAUAUGAAGCUCAAUACUCCCAUCUCAAGUAUAUCUGCAGGAAGACCAAGAACUAAAAGGAUAAAGUCAUAUGAUGAAGCUAGAGUUGAAGUGAGAACUAAAAGAUGCUCCAGGUGCAAGGUAGUAGGUCACAACAAAUCAACUUGUAAAGGAGAUGAAGUUGGACAAAACCCAAAGGGAAAGAGACCAAGAACUCAAGUAGAUGCUGCUGAUUUUAGUUUCUCAUAUCCAUGA
This is a messenger RNA of Papaver somniferum (opium poppy), 1068 nucleotides long. RefSeq lists its product as uncharacterized. The record is from RefSeq and is a predicted model, not a curated record. The transcript has 5 exons. The coding region runs from base 1 to 1068 and encodes 355 amino acids. Lineage: Eukaryota; Viridiplantae; Streptophyta; Magnoliopsida; Ranunculales; Papaveraceae. Gene Ontology annotation, molecular function: zinc ion binding.